UCCGCUGCAAAAAUUGAGGGGACAUAUAUAAAAUCGGCCGCGGGCGACCGUGGGCCGGCUUGCAUCGCACGACCCCCUUUGCCGGUGAAGAGAACAGAGUAGGCCUCGCACGCCAAUGGCAGGUGCACCACCAAAACCGUGGGAACGUGCUGGGGCUGAGGGAACAUCCGGUCCGUCGCCUUUCAAACCACCAUCUGGUGGCAGCACUAGCGAUGUCGUCGAAGCUUCUGGUACAGCUAAACCUGGAGAAACCAUUGCUGCUACAGAGGGGAACAUGUCUGCCAAUGUAAAUAACCCCAUCUCGAGGCCUAUGCCCCAACGUCCUUGGCAGCAAACAGGCUAUGGAAAUUCCUAUGGAGGAACAGGAUAUGGAUCCAAUAUGUAUAGUUCGGUUGGUGGAUAUGGCAGUACUUAUGGUAGCGGCGGGCUCUAUGGGAAUAGCAUGUACUCGAGCUAUGGAGGCGGUGGCGGCCUCUAUGGAGGUUCCGGGAUGUAUGGGGGAGGCAUGUAUAACAGUGGGAUCGGAAGCUCUUAUGGUGGUUAUGGUGUGGGUGGUAUGGGCGGCAUGGGUGGUAUGGGCGGCAUGGGUGGCAUGGGCGGCAUGGGUGGUAUGGGUCCUUACGGCAAUCCGGAUCCAAAUUCAUUUGGCCCUCCCGCAGCACCACCGGGUUUCUGGGUGUCCUUCCUACGCGUGAUGCAUGGUACCGUCAGUUUCUUUGGGCGAGUUGCAUUUCUUGUUGAACAAAACACACAAGCCUUCUAUUUAUUCAUUACAGCUAUGUUGCAGCUCUUUGAUCGGUCUGGGAUGCUUUACGGUGAGCUUGCGAGAUUUGUCUUGCGCCUGCUCGGAGUCCGAACAAAGUCAAAGAAAGGCCGCGUUCAGGGCGCUGAGGCCCCUGCAUUCGAGGGACCUGGCCAGCAGCUUUUUGAGGCACCAAAAGCUGCCAACAACUCAUGGGACAAUGUUUGGGGAAACUAAGACGACCUGCCCUUUUAUGUGCGGUUGAACUUAUAGAAACAUACAGUUAGCCAAGGAAAGAUUAUGAAAGCAUGCAUGUGAGCAAUCAAUCAGAAAGCGAAGAAGAGUGCCCAGUCGGAGGAAAUUAUCUGUUGUAGUUAGCGAAAGAACACAAGGGCUGCUCUUUCUGAUUUUCAUGGCUUAAUCUGCCGUGAGCCUAAUGAUGUCCAGUUUGCUUUGCUGGAGGAUGCAGUGUUGUUUAAGUAUUUCUGUUGUUUGUAUGUAUGUGGGGUAAAUAAUACUGUAUCUGUUAUCUUGAAAAGAAUGAAGCGAAAUGUAUUGUGUUUUCUCCCUA
Triticum dicoccoides is the source of this 1313-nucleotide messenger RNA. RefSeq names its product peroxisomal membrane protein 13-like. NCBI's taxonomy places the organism in Eukaryota, Viridiplantae, Streptophyta, Magnoliopsida, Poales, Poaceae. The record is from RefSeq and is a predicted model, not a curated record. The coding region runs from base 116 to 979 and encodes 287 amino acids. Gene Ontology annotation, cellular component: peroxisome; peroxisomal importomer complex; peroxisomal membrane. The transcript has 5 exons. Gene Ontology annotation, biological process: protein import into peroxisome matrix, docking.